This is a messenger RNA of Cydia strobilella, 3256 nucleotides long. RefSeq lists its product as uncharacterized. Lineage: Eukaryota; Metazoa; Arthropoda; Insecta; Lepidoptera; Tortricidae. Bases 355 to 1869 code for a protein of 504 amino acids. The record is from RefSeq and is a predicted model, not a curated record. The transcript is spliced from 8 exons.
CCGGCUAUCCUUACAAACUAGGCACGUCUAUAAUAUAAAUCUGAUCCAUUUACAAAUUAAUCCCCAAGAUAAAUUCGCGCCAAAAGAGCCCAUAAGUCUAUCUGGCAUAGCUUGCUUCCCGUUACUUCAGCCAAGUGGUGGAAGCGUCUUUGCCUCCAAGAUGGAGGGGAAAGAAAACAUUCAGUCCGUAGAUGAACGCGCGCGCCGAACGCACGCGGCCGAAGCGCGGCAAACGAUGUCUAUGACUUAAAAAAAAACUAAAAGGACCACAGAUGAAGUUGUAUUCAGCCAGUAACAUAAGUGCGUUCAUGUGGAACCAAGGGAUUCUGUAAUAACUUUUAACGCGACCUCGCAAUGUGGCGCGCCGUGCAGGUCGUGCACGUUCUUCUCGCGCUGACGGUGACGUGCGCGCGCGCACAGAAUCGCGUCGUGGACGUCAGCACAAAUUGCGACCGCGGCUCGUUCACCGUGUCGCUGGAAAUGGCGCAGCCGUUCAAAGGGUUACUUUUUAGCAAGGACUUCUCGAGGGAAUGUAGGGUGCAAGGCAACCAUAAAACGAAGGUGUCUCUGCAUCUACCGACGAACGCAUGCGGCGUGAGGAGCUCCACCCUGAACACGACCAGCGACGACCAGCUAUACUAUACUGUGGAGCUGGUCGUGCAGAUGGACCGCAUGUUACAGCAGUCCACAGACCAGGAGCUCGUAGUCAGGUGUAAACUCCAACCGCGUGCGGUUCGUAUCAACAGUUCAGCUCUCGAGGGAGUCAUCAACUCUAAACUACAAGAAAUGAUCGGGCAGGAAGCUAAAAAGACGAGAACCGGCCGCAACCGCCAAGGCUGGGUGAAUCCCGCUGAGAUGGAGCAGCGUGAAUGGCUGCUGGAAUCAGCUCGGGCGUGGAUGGAGCUGGUCCCAGCUUCGCCCAGCAGCGAGCCCGCCACAGUCGAGGUGGGGCAGCCAACGAAGCUGCUGAUUCAGUGCACGCUGCCUGUUGGAGUUGGUCUCCGCAUAACCAACUGCGUAGCUCACGACGGCCUCGGGGAAGCCUCGCAGAAACUUCUCGACGAGGCUGGCUGCCCCAUCGACGAGUCCAUCUUCUCGACCCCCUUCAUCCAUCGCCACAAGAAAGGGACGGAGAUAGACUUCGCAGAUCUCGAACCGGUGGACCCGCAGCGAAACCUGGACGAAAACUUCAACCUCAAACAAGCCAAAACCGACCCAGAGCUGAUGUUUAAAAACAUAAUGACGUACCAAAACGCCAUCACCACAUUCGCCGCCUUCAAGUUCCCUGAUCGAGCGAAACUACAUCUAACAUGCGGCAUAGAAUUAUGUAAAGGAAAAUGUCCACUGGUGGACUGUAAAGCUUUGCAAAGGCCUCAACAGACGAGGGAGGGGUUACUGAGAAAGGCGAGAUUAGACAAAGACGCUAAAGGGGUGGUCAUUGAUAGAUUGGAGGUGUAUAACAGUAUUGAGGUGCUGGCGCCUAAUAUCGAGUUGGAGGAUGAGGCUUCUAUAAGAGGCUCACGAAGAAUCGAAAGCGAAGAGGACGAGCUCAUCCGAGGCUUCUCACCGGGCGACAAGACCAUCUGCCUCUCGCCCGGCAAAAUGGCUCUUGCCUUCUGCGUCUUAGGGGUCAUAUUCCUGUGCGCGAUCGCCGUAGCUUUCGUCUCGCUAAUCAAAGCGAGAAGGCGUCUAGGCAGGGAGCCGCUGCAUACAUCCCUCUCUUUCUACACGGGUAGUAAGAGCAUGUUCUCGUCUAGUGAGAGCUCCAGUUCUGGAUUGAGUGGCAGCAAGUUAUUGCUCACUGAUAGCCCGUAUUUAGAUCAUCAUUCGUCUUCAAGCAAUAAUUGGCCAUAUUCUAGAGCGUUUUGAGGUUUCUUUAUGGGGCUUUAAUUUAUCCAGUUGACAAUAGAAUGUGAAGGCAAAAUUUAAAUUAGGUAAGUACAUAACGAAAGAUUGUGUAACGUGUGAAAAUGAUUUGGACUUUGGUAUAACCAUAACCAGUAAAAGAUAAAGAUUGUUUAUUAUUCAAGUAGGCAAAUUACAAUGCGCUUAAUAUGAACGUCAAAAAAAGCUACGCUGGCUCUAACCCUACACCUUUUUAAAUCCUCCCUCAAUGAGGGCUAUCGUUUUUUUGCUCACCAGUUGGCGCCUCUGUUGAUGGUGGUCCAAAAGACUAUAGAACAGCUGUCAGUCAUUGAAGUGACAAGUGACAUUUGACAUUUCGAACUAUGGAAAAGACCACCAUCUACACUAGCGCCCCUAGCGGCGAAUUCAUACGCGUUAGCCCUCAUUGGAGGAGGGUAUCCCAAUAUGGGACCGGAUAUGGGAAAAUAAAGACUGUCAAUAGGGACAUUUACAACAUUAAUAAACGGGAGUGAGAUGCGUAAAUGCAUUUACCCCUGCGUCAAAAAAAUAACCUAGUAAAAGAUAAGUCAGAUCUCGAAUAGGUAUCUUCUUAUGCCUUGAAAGAUGUCCUAUCUGUAAAUUUUAGUUUUCCAAAGACUUAUUUCUCACUUGUCACGAUCCUAUUUUGAAAAAAAUAAUGGUUAGCUGAAAUAAAGUUGUAGAAGACAAUACAUACAUAUAAUUUAUAAACGACAACGAUGAAUGUACUUUUCUUUAUUUAGUGCUCAUUGACUUAUAUAUUACAACGCAAAGACAAGCCUUACGAACACUACAAAAUGGGCCAAUUCGUUGGUAGGUUGGUACGCAAAUGGCGAUUGUGCACAUUUUCGUUGGUAUGCAUAUUCGCUCGGCAUUAUAUGUAUGAAAAGGCCCUAUCCUUACUUUUGAAAUCUGUGUUGGUGCUAUCGUAACUAUAUUUUAUAAGAAAAAAACUAAAGCCAAUACAAUGUCGACAAAUUUCAAACUCGAACUGUAAGACUUUCUCCUAUUACCUCCAAUGGUUUUUAAUAUUAUUUUGGUACUUCCUAUUUUUAUAUAUUAUUAGUGAGUAAGCUAUGAACAUGUAAUUUGAGGAGGUGCUUUUGAAAACGACUUGUUGUAAGCCUUGAAACAAUGUCUUGACAUUUCAAGCAUACAUUUUGUAGGUUUUUAUUACGGUUGGUUGUGGGAUUUAGUUUAAUAUAAAAGUCAUUAGCACUUCCUCGAGGUUAAAUCGAAAUACAUAAUAGAUUAAGCAAUAAUUAGUACCUACCUACAUAUAAUUAUAACUACAAUAGUUGUCUAGACAAGUAAAUUGGUACUUAUUUAUUUUAUUUGUGAUAUAUUCUUAUUAAAGACGAUGGAUGAUUUU